UUCAAAAGUGGAACAAAAUCUAACAAAAGAUCCGUACGGCCCUUCAGAUGGGCGCUGAUUCGCAAAUUUUUUUUCAAAAUUUCUGUUUACACCAAAUUUUUGUAAAGCUGGUUUAGUUUACACGGUUUUUUAUAUUUAUUUUUUCGCGCUCCAAAUUUUUAGUAUCUAUGAUGAGGGAGUGCAUCUCUGUGCACGUGGGCCAGGCAGGCGUUCAGAUGGGGGUGGCAUGCUGGCAGCUAUAUUGCCUGGAGCACGGCAUACGGCCCGACGGGACGUUGCCGGCUUGCGAAACUGACCUUAACAGCUCCGAUUCCUGCUUCAACACAUUCUUCUCUGAGGCGGACCGGGGGAAGAUGGUUCCGCGGGUCGUUAUGGUGGAUCUUGAGCCUACUGUUAUUGACGAAGUGCGUUCGGGUGAUUACCGACAACUCUACCACCCGGAACAGCUGAUCACGGGCAAAGAGGAUGCAGCGAACAACUACGCGCGAGGACACUACUCCACCGGCCGGGAAAUCCUGGAGCCGGUGAUGGAGAGGAUCCGGAAACUUGCAGAUCAGUGCACUGGACUACAGGGCUUCUUCGUGUUUCACUCUUUCGGCGGAGGGACGGGCUCUGGCUUCACGUCGCUGCUGAUGGAGAAGCUGUCGGAAGAAUUUGGCAAAAAGAGCAAAUUGGAAUUCGCUAUCUAUCCUGCUCCUCAGGUGUCCACAGCAGUGGUAGAACCCUACAAUGCUGUACUAACUACUCACGCCACCAUCGGCCACUCGGAUUGUGCAUUCAUGGUGGACAAUGAAGCUAUCUACGACAUCUGUCGGCGGCGACUGUCCAUUGAGCGCCCGUCGUAUGCCAACCUGAACAGACUUAUAUCACAAGUGGUAUCCUCAAUAACGGCGUCGCUGAGGUUCGACGGAGCGUUGAAUGUAGACCUCACAGAGUUCCAGACGAAUCUGGUGCCUUAUCCGAGGAUACACUUCCCCCUGGCCGCCUACGCGCCCGUGGUUUCCGCAGACAAGGCAUACCACGAAGGAAUGUCGGUAUCGGAAAUUACUGCGGAACUGUUCGAGCCUCAGAACCAGAUGGUGAAGUGUGACCCUCGUGAUGGCAAGUACAUGGCGUGCUGCCUGCUGUACCGCGGCGACGUGGUGCCCAAGGACGUCAACGCAGCCAUCGCCGCCAUGAAGGGCCGCGCAGGCAUCCGCUUUGUGGACUGGUGUCCUACUGGGUUCAAGGUGGGUAUCAACUACCAGCCACCGUCGGUGGUGGCGGGUGGCGACCUGGCGCAAGUGAAGCGCGCUGCGUCCAUGCUGAGCAACACCACCGCCAUCGCCGAAGCCUGGGGCAAGCUUGACCACAAGUUCGACCUCAUGUACUCCAAGCGAGCCUUCGUGCACUGGUAUGUUGGCGAAGGUAUGGAGGAAGGUGAGUUCACGGAGGCUCGAGAAGACCUCGCAGCCCUCGAGAGGGACUACGACGAAGUGGCCAUAGAGACGCCAGACCUGGUGCCAGGUGACGACGAGCUAUGACGUCACUACACCACCAUCCACUUGCCAUAUGGGACACGUCGCAUGGUGUAUGCUGAUUGUGAAAGAAUCUGUGUAUAGCGGUGACGUCUUCACGAGCAGUUAAAACGCGUCAGAAUUUCAUAAGCAACUAAAAUGAGAGUGACAUAAUACCAAUCGAUGAUGAGAUCGCGAUCAAGGGUCAACUCCUCAACAAAAAAGGCCUGUUUAGUGCUCAUUAUCUCAGUCCAUUCAAUCUAUUGAAGUAUAUUCGUUAUCAGUGUUGCUAUAGUGUGAGAAGCGAGGUGGCUGUGGAGCGUUGCGACCGAAGCGGACGCCCAAAACCGCGGCCGCAUGUUUAUAAUGUUAAUUAUUGCAGAUUUGCGAAAUUUUUUAAAGGUUCGAAAAUGUCCGCUGAGGUUGGACGAUGCUCGACUUGCCAACGAGAGACAAAACCCUUUCGAUGACGAAACUUAAGCACGAGUAGAACGCAAUUUUGAUGACAAUACUCUAUCAACUUGAUUCGCGAUUUGGUGAUUCACCUUGAAAUUUUUGAAUUUCACCCGCAUUUGUAAUAUAAAUACUUUGCGCGUUCUUCGCUCAGUUAUAUUUUACUCUUCAUUCGAAAUUGAGUUUAUUGCGUGAUUAUGUUUCGAGUUAUCCGAAGAACAUGAUCUCUUGAGAUGCAGCCUCCCUCUAUAAAAUAUUGUUACAUUUUGCGUUGUAUCACGUAUGGCGAUGAAUUAUUUAAGUGUAAUUGUAUUGUCCACGUCUGUGUUGUUAAAAAUGUUUAAAAAGUUUUGCAGUGUUUCCUUGUCUUGUUAAAUAAAUUUAUACAGAUCUUCA
This is a messenger RNA of Maniola jurtina (meadow brown), 2345 nucleotides long. It is a transcript of the gene Tua3, whose product is annotated as tubulin alpha chain-like. NCBI's taxonomy places the organism in Eukaryota, Metazoa, Arthropoda, Insecta, Lepidoptera, Nymphalidae. The transcript has 9 exons. Gene Ontology annotation, biological process: microtubule cytoskeleton organization; mitotic cell cycle. Bases 168 to 1523 code for a protein of 451 amino acids. Gene Ontology annotation, molecular function: structural constituent of cytoskeleton; GTP binding. The record is from RefSeq and is a predicted model, not a curated record. Gene Ontology annotation, cellular component: cytoplasm; microtubule.